GUAAACCACUACAUCGUCUAUCAGAAUUCAUAAUCAUGCUUGAAGAAAAAGCAAAUAAAAGUAAUAAAUAUUGUGUUUGUAAAGAAUGUAUAUCAGGUUCUUCAUAUGCAAAGGCAGAAAAAAAUAAAUUUGCAAAUACACAAGAACUUGUUCAUCAUCACCUAAAAAAUUGUAUUUAUUUUAAGCAAAAAUACAAUGAAUCAGAGCAAGCAGAAAUUUUGAGCAAAUCUGUUUCAGUAGCUAAUAACCCUGAACAAGAAAAUUCUGAUGAUAAUUCUGAGGCUUCUUCAUCAAAAAAAUUAUCUGAGGCUUCUUCAUCAAAAAACUCAAUGGCUAGUAUUAGAAAAAAUACACUUGAUCAUUAUUGUUUCUGGCCUCUAAAUGAAGAACAACAAAAACAUUUUGAACAACUUAUACUUAAAGCAACUGUAUCAUGCGAAAUAGCACAAAAUGAUAAAGAUAGGGUUACAUUAGCAUACAAUGGCUGGAAAAAUAUUAAAAAGGAAUUGAUUUUUGGAAGUAUUUUAGUUACCUCUAUGGGCAGAGUUCUUGUUUGGAAUGUGGAGGAUAUAUCAAAUGAACAUACAAAAUGGUUUGAUGUGCAGUGUCGAACUGAAAAUAUGCUUAGUGAUCUAAAAAAAGAAAAAAUUAAAGUUAAUGCUAUUGUAACAGAUUGUGUACCUGAAUAUAAAGCAGCUAGUCACUACUUAUGUUUUGCAAGUAUUAUUAAAUCUCAUGCUGCUCUUAAAAAUUUAGCCACAAAAAUUAAAGAAGGAAAUGAUGAUAGUCUUAAAGAUUUUUCCAAAAGUAUUCUUUUAAAUAUUUCAAAUAAUGAAUGGUGGAAAAAUCUUAUGCAGUUAAAGGUUCUUCUUGAACCAUAUAUGGCAUUCUUAAAUAAACUUCAACAUGAUAAAGGUCAUCUUACUGAAGUUCUACAUAGUUUCGGAUGGGUGUAUCAAAUAAUUAAAGGUAUUUCAAAUGAAACGCUUAAAGAUUAUUUAAUAACAAAAUUAGAAAAGCGAUAG
This is a messenger RNA of Cetraspora pellucida, 1025 nucleotides long. Lineage: Eukaryota; Fungi; Glomeromycota; Glomeromycetes; Diversisporales; Gigasporaceae. The record is from the annotation of a GenBank genome assembly.